AUGAGUGAUGAAACAUAUAAUGAAAGUGAACAACGUAAUAAUGAUAUAAUAAAACAAGCCUGUGAAAAUGAAAUAAUCGAACCUCAAUUAGAUGAUUUAUCAAAAGAUUCAACAAUAAAUCCGGCUGAUGAAGAUAGUCAAUUUAUAUAUGAUGGUAAUGCUCAAAGACUUAUUUGUAUUGGUUCAAAUUUUGAUUGUAUUCCACAAAGUAUUAUUGACUCAUUUUCACUUAAAACAAAGAGUCUUGAUUUAAGUAAAAAUCGUUUUCGUUUACUUACUUGUAUUCAAAAUUUUCCAUAUCUUGAAGAACUUAUACUCGAUGAUAAUGAUUUAGAUGAUACUCAUACAAUAUUUCCAACAUUAUCUAAUUUACAUACAUUAAUGUUAAAUAAAAAUCGUUUACAAGAUAUAUAUAAAUUAGUUGAUCAAUUACGUCAUGCAUAUCCAAAAUUAACACAUUUAUCAUUAUUAGGCAAUGAAGCUUGUCCAUAUCAAAUAAGUGCAACUAAUCAAAUAUCAUCUAAUAAUACAGAUCUUAGUACAUUUGCACAAAAUCGUCUUGAUGAAGACUAUCAACGUUAUAGACAUUUACUUAUAUUUCGUAUACCAACAUUAAAAUUUCUUGAUGCAAGUGAAAUAAGUUCGAAUGAACGUCAUAUUGCAACACAAUUAGGUGAUAUACUUUAUUCAAUAGUUGAAACAAAACAAUCACGAUCAUUAUCAACAAAUGAAGAGAAAAGAUAUGAAAAAAGAAAUAAUUAUACACCAUUACCAAAAGAUACAAAUAAAAAUCAAAGUCGAAUAUCUGUAGGAAAACUUCCACAAAAAUAUAGUGGUGAAGGAAGUCAAGGAAAUAAAUUUGUUCGUGAUGGAGACUUAUGA
This is a messenger RNA of Rotaria sordida, 882 nucleotides long. The record is from the annotation of a GenBank genome assembly. NCBI's taxonomy places the organism in Eukaryota, Metazoa, Rotifera, Eurotatoria, Philodinida, Philodinidae.